CGCAUCGAUCACAAUCUGCAAUGUCCAUCCACAAACACUAGAAACUCACAGCCUUUUUUCUCAUUCCAUUCAUCACAUUGAUUAAGCACUAUCCUCUUCAUCAUCGUCAUGGCACCUCUUGGCAUUGCACUUGGUCUCCGUGCUGCCCCCUCAGCGACGAAUAUCCCGAAUUAUGCGCCUGCUUUUCUGUCCUUCCAUUUCAUCUGGGCAUACGGAGUUCUCUCCUCUCGCACUCUGAAGCAAUGGUACGGCAUCGACCACAACGAAUCUCCUAGAUAUGAUCUGGACAAGUACGGCAAUGAUGCAGUAAAGUCUGGUCAGAUCACUCAAAAACAACUGGAUAUGCUGCGUCGCAACGAAUCUGCGCAUGCCAACGCCGUAGAGAAUUACGCGUUCUUCGUGGGAGCUAUCGGGUUCGCUAGUCUUGCUGGAGUCGACCGACGUCUUAUCAAUCGGGCUGGCCUGACGUACACGCUGGCUCGGGUUGCGUACGGCUUUGUAUACAUCCUUAUCGAAGACCGACGUUGGAGCCAGCUCAGGGGCAUCACUUGGUGGAUCGGCAACUGCAGUUGCCUCUAUCUUCUCUGGGAAGCGGGUUCCAAGCUCAACGAGACAGUAUCGCCUUGAGAACGGGCAUGCGUCUCAUGAAAAUGAGGGGCGCGAAGCAGCUGUAGAAGAGCUAAGUUGUAGGCAGAGGUUUGCUACUAGUUGGUUUGAUAUACCAGAACUAUCGUAAUCAACACGAAAAGAUAUCGGCCAUACUACUUGCUGGGUAGCAACCCUUGCACAAGUCUCUCUAUGUUUGCUGACAGAUGAUCCGCAAGUUGUACGGCCAGUCCUGCAGAGAACAGCGUCGCGCUAUACUUCAGCUCGAUGUACAAGCUCCCAUCCCUCUGGUCUACUUCUAUCUUUCUUUGCGACAACUUGUAAACUGGGUCCAAGAUCAAUCGACUUGUGAAGGUGUAGCUAUUGUGGCAUGGACUUUUCGUGAAUGGCCGAAAGGGAAAGCUUACUUGACAGCAGAUCAUAACACGAAAAAGAACUCGUGCAUUUCACAUACGACCAUAGGACGUUGACAACAAGGCUUCCCGUUCGCUCAGCCCUAUUUAAGCAAC
Molecule: messenger RNA, 1115 nt
Organism: Dothidotthia symphoricarpi CBS 119687
Lineage: Eukaryota; Fungi; Ascomycota; Dothideomycetes; Pleosporales; Dothidotthiaceae
Exons: 1
Coding region: 109-627 (172 amino acids)
Cellular component (GO): membrane
Source: RefSeq, a predicted model, not a curated record